Molecule: messenger RNA, 2697 nt
Organism: Mus pahari (shrew mouse)
Lineage: Eukaryota; Metazoa; Chordata; Mammalia; Rodentia; Muridae
Product: class I histocompatibility antigen, Gogo-B*0103 alpha chain
Exons: 8
Coding region: 5-1117 (370 amino acids)
Biological process (GO): immune response; antigen processing and presentation of endogenous peptide antigen via MHC class Ib; positive regulation of T cell mediated cytotoxicity
Cellular component (GO): external side of plasma membrane
Molecular function (GO): peptide antigen binding; signaling receptor binding
Source: RefSeq, a predicted model, not a curated record
AAGGAUGGGGUCCUCAAGCAACCGCGCUCUCCUGCACAUGGUGGUGGUCUCUUUGGCUGUUACCCAAACAGGUGCUGGCUCACAUUCACUGCGCUAUUUCCACACUGCUGUGUCACGGCCUUGUCGUGGGGAGCCCCAGUAUAUCUCUGUGGGCUACGUGGACGACAUGCAGUUUCAGCGCUGUGAUAGCAUUGAGGAGAUUCCGAGGAUGGAGCCACGUGCACCUUGGAUGGAGAAGGAAAGACCAGAGUACUGGAAGGAGCUGAAACUGAAGGUCAAGAACAUUGCACAAAGUGCCAGAGCAAACCUUCGGACCUUGCUCCGCUACUACAACCAGAGUGAAGGCGGUCCAAAUCCUGCUGGUGGGCGGAACCAGGGGAGGUGGCCCAGGCUGACACCCUGGUUGUGGCUAGGCUCUCACAUCCUGCAGUGGAUGGUUUCCUGUGAGGUAGGGCCAGACAUGCGCCUUCUUGGAGCCCACUAUCAGGCUGCGUAUGAUGGCUCGGAUUACAUCACCCUGAAUGAAGACCUGCGCACCUGGACUGCAGUGGACAUGGUGUCUCAGAUCACGAAGAGCAAGUUCGAGUCAGCAGGCACAGCAGAGUACUUCAGGGCCUAUGUGGAGGGAGAGUGCCUGGAGCUGCUUCACAGAUUCCUGCAGAAUGGCAAGGAGAUUCUUCAGCGAGCAGAUCCCCCAAAGGCACAUGUGGCCUAUCACCCUAGACCUGACGGUGAUGUCACCUUGAGAUGCUGGGCCUUGGGCUUCUACCCUGCUGAUAUCAUCCUGACCUGGCAGAGGGACGGAGAGGACCUGACCCAGGACAUGGAGCUUGUGGAGACGAGGCCUUCAGGGGAUGGGACAUUCCAGAAGUGGGCAGCUGUGGUGGUGCCUUCUGGAGAGGAGCAGAGAUACACAUGCUAUGUGCACCAUGAGGGGCUACCUGAGCCCUUUGCCCUGAAAUGGGGAAGGUCUUCUCAAUCAUCUGUCGUCACCGUGGUCAUCAUUGCUAGUCUGGUUCUCCUGGGAAGUGUUCUCACUAUUGUGGUGUGCAAGAGGAGGGGUGCAGGGGAAAGAUGCAUCAAUUAUACUCAGACUGCCAGCAGGAACAGUGAUUAAGGCUCUGAUGCUUCUUUCACCAUUUAGAAAGGAUAAUUCUAUGGAAGUGAUGGUGCCACUGACAUUCAAUGUGGAUCUUUCCUCCUCAGUGGAAUUUUCCAGAGACAUCUUCACAGAAAUUGCCAGAUUUGUGUUCAAUGUGGCUCUAAAGCCAUAGCAAUCAUGUAAUUCUCUCAUGAGCCAUUGUGUUAACUGACUCACUUUGCAUGAUGUGGGGUGGGAUCCUUCUUGAUAAAUGGUCCUAUUACUGAGACAACUCCAUGUUUAGGAUUCUUCUCAAUGAACUUUUAACAUCCUUGUUUCUCAGACUAUAAAUGAAGGGAUUCAGAGUGGGUGUUACCAGAGUAUACAUGACAGCAGCUACCACCUCCUCAGAGGAACGAGAACUAGAUGGGGGCUUCAGGUAGGUAGCAAAGACUGUGCUGUAGAAAAGGAGGACCACAGAGAGGUGGGAACUGCAUGUGGACAAUGCUUUCCUUUUCCUCUGUGCUGAUGGAACUUUAGCCACAGCAUAAAAAAUACAACCAUAAGAACUUACAAUGCAGAUAACUGCACUGAUUCCUAAAAUUCCAACCAAAACUAUCACCAGGAUUUUAUUGAGGUGAGUAUCUGAGCAGGAGAGCAAUAAGAGAGGCCCAAAUUCACAGAAGAAAUGAGGAAUCUCUUGAUUGGUAUGAAAAUAUAACUUAGAAAGCAACAAAGUAUGGGUCAGAGACACACAAUUAGUUACUCCCCAUGACCCACCGACCAGAACCCCACAUCUAAAAGGAGUCAUGAGAACUGAGUAGCGCAGUGGGUGGCAGAUAGCAGCAUAGCGGUCAAUAGCCAUGACUGCUAGAAGCAGGUUAUCCAUAUCAGCAAAAACAGCAAAGAAGUACAACUGAGUCAGGCAUCCAGAGAAUGAGAUUGAUCCAUCUCCAGUCCACAGAGCCUCCAGCAUUUUAGGGGCUGUGGUGGUGAUGAAGCAAAGAUCCACAAGUGAGAGCUGACUGAGGAAAAAAUACAUGGGGGUGUGGAGGUGGACAUCAGCACCAAUAGCUAACAGAAGUAGCAGGUUCCCUAAAAUUCCCAGCAAGUAGACAACAAGAAAGAUGCUAAAGAGGGGCUGCCAUUUCUCUCGUUCACUAGACAGUCCCAAGAGGAUUAAUGUAGGAGCCUGACUGCAGUUCAUCCUGGGUCUUGUAUUUUAAGAAGAAAUUGGUAUGAAGACAAUUUUCUCAGUGCAGGCAAGAAUUGGCACCAACCCAAUCUUUGUCCUUUGGCAGUGGGUCUCCCUCACAGCACUGAUUGAGCAAUGGAAACUAGAAUAGCAAAGGGAAGGACAAGACUUGCAGUUUAUUAAAAAUGGCUCCCUAGGGAGACAUAAAGACAAUUUGUUGAAUGUUUUCUAGCAGUUCUCCUGGUGAAAGCUAUGCUAUUUAACCAUUGUGUUGCAUGAUAAAAUAAGAAUUUUCCUAUGACUAUUUUUGAUUCUGAUUUCUUUUAAGACAGAGACUAUAUAUUAAGUACUUAACUUCGUGCUGUGCUGAAAGUGGGAUUUCAGUGCUCCUGUCCUUCCUGUCCACUACCCUGGUCACACC